AUCACAGACAGCAUAAAUUUACGCGGUCCCUUAAUCUGCCCCUCACAAAGCCGAGCAUCACUUUCAGCAAUGUCUUUCAGGAUGGCUGGAGAAAACAAGUACGAUGAUUUCCAGCACCUCGAACUGGACAGCGAUCAAAAGCAGUGGCAAUCUCACCAGAGUGCAGGCAAUCCAUUCAAAUCAAUCCCCUUUGGAAAAGUACUGAUGUCCCUCAUCUUCAUUCUUCUGGGCGUCAUCCUCAUUGUCCUGAUUAUUGGGGGAGUUAAAUGGUCAGAGGUCAACAGGCGAGUGGAGGAGUUUCCAUCUCAAAACCAGAUACAGAUUUCGCAAGCACUGAAGAACGUUUUGGAGAAAUCAGACCUGAAAGAUAUCAUGCUGCAAUUCCAGGAUGAAGUGACACGGAUGGAGGAUCGAGUUUUGGCUGCAUUUUCGAACAAGAUGACUAACUUCAUGAGCAAGAUAUCCAUGAAAAUCGAAAUGCUGCCAGAACCCGCAUGCCAGAACCUUCAGUGCCCGCGGUAUUGGGUAAACUUCAAUGACAGCUGUUACUACUUUUCAACUCAAGAAGCCUCAUGGAACUCCAGCAAGACAUACUGCUCCCUACGACACUCCUACCUUGUCAGCAUUAACACAGCUGAAGAGCAGCACUUUCUUCAAGUGGAGAGUAACUCUAAAUUAUACUGGAUUGGCCUGCAUGAUCACGAGACCGAGGACAAUUGGCAAUGGGAGGAUGGCACAGACUACAAAACCAAUCCAAAGUUUUGGGAUGAAGGAGAACCCAACAAUGUUGAUGAUGAGGAUUGUGCCCACAUCAAUGAAAAUAGACUGUGGAAUGACAACAGGUGCUCUGUGAAACUCUCCUUCAUCUGCGAGCAAAACAGCAAGCCAAACAAAAUUCCUGAUCAAUUGGAUUGAAUUGAAUUGAAUUUAUUUUCACGUGUACGGAGGCACAGUGAAAAAGGAUGGACAUCGCCGUAAUACACACAAUGUUCUCUGAUUCAGUUAGUUAGCAUUUAUGAUUUAGAGAUGUCGGUGUUGUACUGGGGUGUAUAAAGUUAAAAAUCACGCAACACCAGGUUAUAGCCCAACAGGU
Chiloscyllium plagiosum (whitespotted bambooshark) is the source of this 1093-nucleotide messenger RNA. Its product is annotated as hepatic lectin-like. NCBI's taxonomy places the organism in Eukaryota, Metazoa, Chordata, Chondrichthyes, Orectolobiformes, Hemiscylliidae. The record is from RefSeq and is a predicted model, not a curated record.